Messenger RNA from Emiliania huxleyi CCMP1516, 1691 nucleotides. RefSeq lists its product as hypothetical. NCBI's taxonomy places the organism in Eukaryota, Haptophyta, Isochrysidales, Noelaerhabdaceae. The coding region runs from base 1 to 1503 and encodes 500 amino acids. The record is from RefSeq and is a predicted model, not a curated record. The transcript has 9 exons.
AUGAUAGUAGAGGAGGAGGACCUCGGCACCGACUUCUACGCUGCCCGCUGUGACGAAGAGGUUCAGGAGAAUGACGUUGAUGAGUGCGAGGUGCCGAGCGCGGACGAGUUCACGGUCGCCAUCCUCGGAGACCUGCACGUCGAUCCACGAAAACUGGACGACUACGCCGAGGGCCGGUCGCACAUCGUCCCCGUGCUUGAGGACGCCGCAUCACGAGGCGUUGGCGCGGCGCUGGUAUCACUGGGCGACCUGGGCGAGUCCAAGCCGUGCUGGGAGGGCUCGCCCGAGCUGUAUGCCGGGACGACGGCGUGCCACGAUCAUGCGGCCGAGUACCUCUCCUCCUUUGGCGUGCCGUACGAGGUCGUGGGCGGAAACCACGACCUCGAGGGCAUUGACGAGUUUGCCACCGAUGCAGAGAACCUCGAGGCCUUCUGCCGCAUCCACGGCAAGCCUGCGCCGCAGUUUGUGCGCGAGAUUGCCGAUAAGACGGUCCUCGUCGGUCUCACGUCGACCAUCUUCCGCGGCGCAAAGUACACGUCGCACGAGGUGACGGUCGACGACGAGCAGCUCUCCUGGUUCGAGGACUUUGUCGCCUCCAAGCCGGCGGAGGAGGGCUGGAAGCUCUUCGUCUUUACGCGCCGCCUCGUCACGGCUGCGGGUGUGAGCAGGCACGCGCCGCCGAUGGGCUCCGGGCUGAGGGUGCUGCAGGAGAACCACGUCGUCAACGGCUGCUGCUGGCUGAACCACUCUGGCGGCGAGAAGGCGGACCCGCGCACGACGCGCAAGUUCAUCGAGCUCGACUCGAUCACCUUCCCGACGGUGCCGCGGGAAGAGGGCCCGUACCCGAACCGCGGAUCGUGCGUCUUUGUGCAGGCCGGAGUGAUGCGCGGCGGCUGCUCGCGCGACGGACGGCGCCAGUCGCGCCUGCUGCGCGGCAACAAGGCGGGGUUCGAGAUCCUGACGGUCAACCACGCAAACGGAGGCUCCGUCCGGCUCGACGCCACCAUCACCUACAAGGACAGCGGGCACGAGGUGUACUCGCCCUCGGCUGGCGACGGCUGCUACGUGGGCGACGACGACGCGCUCUCGGGCGAGUGCGUCGGCGAGGAGGCGGCGGCGGGAGGGCUGCGCCUGCACGAGCCUUGCGUGUACGACGGGCGGCUGAUUGAGUACGACGCGUCGACGCUGGCGCCGCUCGGGCUGGUUGUGGGUGCGGACGAGCUGGACGGGAGGAGGGUGGUGGUGGUGGGCUCGGGCGCGGACGAGUGCGUCACGCUGCCCAAGAAGAGCUCCUUCGACUUCGACAUGCAGGGCGCCGAGUGCGCCUCGGCCGAGGGCGAAGGCGAGGAGCAGGCGGUGCUGCUGGUCGACGACGAGUCGGCGACAGUGACGGUGGUGCAGCCCAACGAGGACGGCUCCUACUGGCGCAAGAUCGUCCGCAACAAGAUGGUCGCGAAGGCGACGCCCUGCGAGACGCGCCGGUCGCUGCGGGAGGUGGGGUAGGGAUCUCCGUCUACCGGCCCGGGUAUGAGCGCUGACCCGAGACGGCGCGUGGUCGGCGCGGCCCUCGACUCAGGAGGGUGGGUCGCGCGCUCAUAGCACAUAGGGGGAAGGGGUCGGUCAAACUAGAGUUUAUCUUCAGUAGGUUUCUCCUCGUACGCGAUACGCACGUACUGGUGACGUAAAUUUCC